Molecule: messenger RNA, 141 nt
Organism: Funneliformis caledonium
Lineage: Eukaryota; Fungi; Glomeromycota; Glomeromycetes; Glomerales; Glomeraceae
Source: the annotation of a GenBank genome assembly
AUGCAUAUAAAACUAAUUGCAUGUAUUACUACCGGAAUAACUUCAGAAUUAGAAUCAGUAUCAGAUUUUUUAUCAUUAGAAACAACUUCAAAUUUAUCAACCCAUGUAAGUCAUAAUAGAGAUGUUAAAUAUUACGUAUAA